Molecule: messenger RNA, 1884 nt
Organism: Exophiala oligosperma
Lineage: Eukaryota; Fungi; Ascomycota; Eurotiomycetes; Chaetothyriales; Herpotrichiellaceae
Exons: 3
Coding region: 42-1085 (347 amino acids)
Biological process (GO): mRNA export from nucleus
Cellular component (GO): THO complex part of transcription export complex
Molecular function (GO): protein binding
Source: RefSeq, a predicted model, not a curated record
GUCACUUGCUACCUUCAAGAACCACCGCGCCUCUCGCAGGGAUGGCGCCGAUUGCGCAGCGUAAACACCUGGGCCGCGACAAGUUCAGCGCGCAAUUCGGACUCCUCAAGACGCAACAGUACAUUGACCCUGCCGCUCGGACUGUCACCCCGACAAUCCACCGAACAAUAUCCUGGAACGCUUCUGGCGGUCUCAUCGCGACCGGUGCCAAUGACAAGACUGUCCGAGUCUGGAACCCCGAGAGGACCAGCCCCCGAAGUCAGACCGAGCUCCGUGGCCACGGCCACGCCGUGGAAAAAGUCUUGUUCAACCCGGUACGAGAGUUCGAGUUGGCGAGCUGUUCCUCCGACGGGACCGUACGGUUCUGGGACACGCGGAGCAAGACGUGUGUCACCAAGCUGGACGUCGGUGGAGAACCGUUCACGCUCAGCUGGAGCGCCGACGGCAGCACGUUGCUCGCCGGGACAAAAGGCGACGUCCUCAUACCCAUUUCAACCGCCAUCCCUUCCUCUCCGGUUGUCCUGUCGAGGCACAAGCAGUCACAACAGACGAACCAAACCACCUUUUCGAAUUCGUACCCACCGACCGACCUUCUGAUCACCCGUGGCGACGGCUCGGUUCAGAUACUCGAUUUUCCGUCCUUCCAACCCCUGCACACCAUCUCCGCGCACACGUCGUCGUGCACCGCAAUCUCAUACUGUCCCAAUGGGAAAUUCGUCGCCGUGGGAGGUUCCGACGCCAUGAUAUCCCUCUGGGAUACCACCGACUGGGUGUGCCGCCGGACCGUGUCCAACCCGAGUUCCGGGGCGAUCAAAGGUCUCAGCUGGUCCUGGGACGGACGGUACGUGGUCGGCGCGAGCGAAGAGAUGGGGUCGGGGGGUGGUGAAGGCUUGAGCUCUGGCUUUGAAAUAUACCAUGCCGAGACCGGCGAUGUGGUGCACACUAUAUCUACGGGGACCAGCGGCAUCCCGGCCGUCGAGUGGCAUCCGAACCGUUAUUGGCUGGCAUACACCCAGGUUGAAGAAACGAGGCAGGGGAAAUCCAGCCUGAAAAUCAUUGGUGCAGCUGGGGGCCCAUCGAUCUGAGCGAACACGUCCCAUCCACUCUUACAAGGUGACAACCCUCAAUCGAACCUCGAGACAUGACCGAUUGGCAUAUCAAAGACACCCGAGUACACGGUACAUGGCGCUCUACGUUCGGAGUUGCUGGGAUCAGCCUGGCUAUUGCCUCCCUGUACAGGUCCGUCACGGAUGAUUCUCAAGAAGGCCGAUGAGCACGUUCAUGGGUUUCCGUGUUCGCAUCUGCCCGUCAGCAGGAGCAAAAUCACGAACGCUGGACUCGGCGAUACCCUCGACCAUUCGGCUGACCUUUGGAGGCGAUUGCAAUCUACGCCGACACUAGUUACGACGACCGUCGUGUGUCUAUAGUGGGCUCAUCGAACGAGACUUGGUCGAUGACGGCUUCUUGUCGAGCCGUCACCCCCCGGUGUUCUCAAUCCUCGAAUCGAGUUUGACGACUUCUCACCAGCUACGCGAGCAUAAUCGCUGGCCAGCAUCCGAGGUCUUCGUUGCGGAGUGUAUACAGUGAUGUGCCAUGGACAAUGUGUUUGAGCUACACCAAUGCCAAAGCAUGACCGUUAAUUGUGUGCAACCACUCGUCGACUCAAGACGUCAUUAAUUGUGUAUGGCCUCUCUUGGGCCCCGUGAGGGAAUGUUGACUGCUUCAAAGUAUUGUUGGAUAACGACUGGAUUGAUGCAACUGACAUGGCCACUAUAUAUAUCUCGAGUAUCCCGAAAUAAAUAUCUUGGUGGCCGACGAAAAUGGUAUAUAAUCUCUAACCUUUAUACAAUCUGCUACAACAAACAUAAACUGUUCUAUACACAA